Molecule: messenger RNA, 870 nt
Organism: Kwoniella shivajii
Lineage: Eukaryota; Fungi; Basidiomycota; Tremellomycetes; Tremellales; Cryptococcaceae
Product: ATP synthase F1, gamma subunit
Exons: 7
Coding region: 1-870 (289 amino acids)
Biological process (GO): proton motive force-driven ATP synthesis
Molecular function (GO): proton-transporting ATP synthase activity, rotational mechanism
Source: RefSeq, a predicted model, not a curated record
AUGUUCGCACGCACUGUCCGACCCGCUGUCAAUGUCGCUCGUGUUGCCCAGCAACAAAGCCAAGGAAUGGCUACUCUUAGAGAGAUUGAGCAAAGAUUAAAAUCAGUCAGAAACAUUGAAAAGAUCACCAAGUCAAUGAAAGUCGUCGCUUCUACUAAACUCACUCGAGCUGAAAGAGCUAUGCGAGAAGCCAAGAAAUACGGUGCUGCCAACAAUGAACUCUUCAAACACACCGAAACUGAAGGUGCUGAAGAACAACCCAAAAUCCUUUACGUUGGUAUCUCAUCUGAUGGUGGUUUAUGUGGUGGUAUUCAUUCAUCAAUUACUCGAGCUAUCAAAAAAGAGAUGGCCACAAACCCAGGUACCAUAGCUGUUGUAGGUGAUAAACCAAAAGCUCAAUUGGCAAGAUUCGCACCUCAAGCUAUUAAGGUUUCAUUCAACUCUGUCGGUAAAGAUGUACCUACUUUUGCUGAAGCUUCUGCUAUCGCCGAUGAGAUCGUUAAGAACGGUGGUGAAUGGGAUGAGAUCAAAAUCGUUUCAAACAAAUACCUCUCUGCUAUCUCUUACGAAUCAGGUGUGACCUCUGUCAUUUCAGCCAAAGCUCUUCAAGCUGCCGCUGGAUUCCAAGCAUACGAAAUGGAAGAAGAUGUUUCUAAAGAUCUUGCCGAGUUCGCUCUCGCCAACGCUGUCUACACUGCUCUUGUUGAAGGUCACGCCGCUGAGAUUUCAGCUAGACGAACUGCCAUGGAGAAUGCUUCUAACAACGCCAACGACAUGAUGGCUUCUCUUCAACUUCAAUACAACAGAGGUCGACAAGCUGUUAUCACCAACGAACUCAUCGAUAUUAUCACUGGUGCUUCCGCUUUGUAA